AAUAUUAUUGUUGCAAAAAAGUUUAUUUCAUUACGUUUAUUUGAUAUCGUUUUGUGGACACGUUUUAUAUUUUGAUAAUACAACAUGCCGUUUGGGUAUGAUUGCAGAACAAGAAUUGUGAAACAGGUACCGUGUAAGCCAACAAUACGCGUCGGUCCCAUAUCGCAAGAACAAGGCACACCUGGACCAGAUCAUUAUGAAGUUCCAGAAAUGUCUGGUGGAAAAGGGUAUUCAAAAAUAAAACGCUCACCAGCUUACACCUUCGGUCGAGUUUUGAAACCCUUGCACACCAGUGCUAUCUCGCCGAAUGCUCCCAUGUUCAACGUCAGAGGCAUAAGCGAAAAAGGUGGUCACAGUAUACCAGGAGGGACAAUGUCUCCUCAACUCGAACCUCCUGGCGCAAAAUUUAAAGUGCCCGGACCUGGUGCGCAUACUCCUAAUAUGAUGGCUCAAGUGAAACGUCCCCCUGCAUACAGCAUGCGACCUGCAUCAAAGCCACCAUACCAGCCGUUUGACACGUGGACUCCUCCUCCUAAUAUGUACUGCCCUCCGAUACCGAAACCAAAAGCCCCCUCGUACACAUUUGCCAGUAAGCCGGAGGCAAUUGCGAAGUCAACUACCCCUGGCCCAGGGGAGCACAACCCUAAUCACAACUAUGUCUUGAGGAGGAAGCCAGCGUACUCCAUGGGUCCAGCCUUCAGGUCUGUCAAGGAAGUCGAGGAGACACCAGCACCUAAUAUUUACUGUGACAAAAUGUUUAUGGUGAACAAGCCGACUCCUCCAGCGCCCAGUUUCGGCAUCCGGCACAGUCCAUUCCUUGGCAAAACAGAAGAACACUUGAAACCCGCAGACCUGGAACAUAGAAUUCAAAGUCAAACCUAUUAA
Helicoverpa zea (corn earworm) is the source of this 885-nucleotide messenger RNA. Its product is annotated as outer dense fiber protein 3-like protein 2. The transcript is spliced from 5 exons. The record is from RefSeq and is a predicted model, not a curated record. Gene Ontology annotation, cellular component: cytoskeleton. Lineage: Eukaryota; Metazoa; Arthropoda; Insecta; Lepidoptera; Noctuidae. Bases 85 to 885 code for a protein of 266 amino acids.